Diorhabda sublineata is the source of this 1408-nucleotide messenger RNA. RefSeq names its product nuclear migration protein nudC (gene nudC). The transcript has 5 exons. The record is from RefSeq and is a predicted model, not a curated record. Gene Ontology annotation, biological process: protein folding. Bases 122 to 1099 code for a protein of 325 amino acids. Gene Ontology annotation, cellular component: cytoplasm. NCBI's taxonomy places the organism in Eukaryota, Metazoa, Arthropoda, Insecta, Coleoptera, Chrysomelidae.
ACUCUUAAUGUUGGCAAGAUUUGACAAACAUUUUCAUGUUAAGUCAAUAAAACGCCGCCGUGAAUAUAUUAUUUUCUAAUAGUGUAUAUUUUUGAUCAAUUUAUUAACAACAAAUACGAAAAUGAGCGGAGACGGUAAUCAAUCGGAGCAAUUUGACACGUUAUUUUUAUCAAUCGCACAGCAUCAUCCACAAGGACCGACACAGCUUCUAGAUACAUUUGUUAGCUUCUUGAGUAGAAAAACUGACUUUUUCACUGGAGCACAAGAAGGAGAAUGGGAAAAGUUGGUUAUGAACACGUUCAAGAAGUACGAAAAAUCGAGUCGCGAACAAUACGAAGAAAAACUAAAAGAGAAACGCGAACAAGAAGCUAGGAAAAAAGCAGCUGCUGCUAAAAAAGCGGAAUCCGAAGCGGUCAAACCAGCUCAAAUUACAGAAAUAACUGAUGAAGAAGCAGAAAGACUUCAAGCGGAAAUAGACGCUAAUAAAAAUACUCCUAGUUGUCCUUCUGAUGAAUCGGAAACUACUUCGACACCCAAGAAGAUUGAAAAUGACGAAGAUGCUUCUGAAAAUGGCAAAUUAAUGCCUAAUAAAGGAAAUGGCUGUGAUCUAGAGAACUAUUCAUGGACACAGAAUUUAGGAGAUGUCGAGUUGAGGGUACCUUUGAAGGUGAAUUUCCGAGCUAAACAAAAGGACGUAGUGGUGAAUAUGACGAAAAAACAUUUGAAAUGCGGUCUGAAAGGUCAACCACCGAUCAUAGACGACGAUUUUCCUCACGAAAUAAAAUUGGAAGAAUCCGCUUGGGUUAUAGAAGACGGAAAAGAUCUUUUGUUCACAUUCGAAAAAGUUAACAAAAUGAAUUGGUGGGAUAAAGUGGUGAAAUCCGAUCCGGAAAUAAGUACCAAAAAAAUCAAUCCGGAACCGUCGAAAUUGAGCGAUUUGGACGGAGAAACGAGAGGUAUGGUAGAAAAAAUGAUGUACGAUCAACGACAAAAAGAAAUGGGUUUACCUACUAGUGACGAACAGAAAAAACAGGACGUGCUUAAAAAAUUUAUGGAACAACAUCCCGAAAUGGAUUUCUCCAAAUGCAAAUUUAACUAAAACGUUCCUCAUACUUUUUUAAAAAACUUCUCGAUAACCUUAAUUACAGCAUUCGUAUAACGAUUUUUUCUUUAAUUAACCUUCAGUUUGUAAAAACAGUAGGGGCAAUAUUGUCGGCAAAUUCGGAAUAUCCCUCGUAUACACCGACCCGUAUUAGUUGAUCCACCCUCAAAACAUAUAUACUUACAAUUAAUUGGGAUAAUUUCGUUCACAUUGUAAAUUUUUUUUGAGUUUUUGAUUUAACUUUAUUCACUCUCACUCUUCAUAUUUAUAAUUUUCUUAAUUUUUCUGAAUAAAGCUGCAAAAUUA